Triticum urartu is the source of this 1448-nucleotide messenger RNA. NCBI's taxonomy places the organism in Eukaryota, Viridiplantae, Streptophyta, Magnoliopsida, Poales, Poaceae. The record is from RefSeq and is a predicted model, not a curated record.
UGAGCAUGAGUCAUGUUCUACAGCUUGACCUUGAGCUUCAUUCAGUUUGAGCUGCCUCAAAUUUUAAUAUGAGUUAAACUGAUUUGAUUUUAUGCCUGCUUAAUUUAUUGUGUUUCUUCUUAAAUUGACUCAAAAUUUUAUGUCUGGUUUACCUACACAAGGGCACAAUGAUGAAUUUUACGGAGGACGCUCCUGUAAAGAAAGGCUCUGUUCUCUUAACAAGGAUGGAAAGUAUAACGGCAUACAAAAACCAACGUGGACAACCCAAAUCUGGAACUCCAGAACAAUCUGACAUUCCAGUAUCUGCUAAUGACAUGUGUUCCCUUGCUGAAUGGCCAUCCCAUGCUCGCCGCAACCGUGCGCUACUACAGGAUGAAGCUGGUGGACAGAAGAAGAAAGGGCGAGGUGUUCUAAAAGGUUUUAAAGCAUCUAAGAAGCGUUUUGCCAAUGGAUCUGCAAAGCUAAAUAUUACAUUCUCUGAAAAAUUGGGUGGUACAGUAGGAAUGAACUAUCGUUCGUUCAAGGAUGACGUGGUAGUCAUAAUGAAAAGAAAGUUACCACUCAUUGGAGUGAGGACGUGGUCGGACAUUCACCCUACCAUUCAUCGACUCAUUGUUGCAGAUAUGAUAGACAGAUGGGACCUAGAAGAUACACCAGAAACAGAAGAAAAAGUUCUCAAAAUUGCGAAAGAGAGAUAUAGAGGCUGGCGAUCAACUCUAAGCUCCACUUACAAGGCAUACAAAACAGAUGCAGCUAGAUUGGCUAAUCUGCCAGAAGAUUUACAACCAGAAGAGUGGGAAUGGAUGAUUGAGUACUUUGGCACUGAUUCAAAAUUUCAGGAACGCAGCCAAAUGAACGCCGAUAACCGUAAGAAACAGAAGACAAAACACAUAAUGGGAUCAAAAUCUUACUCGCAAGUUAGUUUUGAGAAGAGAAACUUGGAAACUGGAGAAGAGCCAGAUUGUAUUGCUCUAUGGGAACUCACCCACACAAACGAUGGAACAUGGUCUAACACAGAUUCCCAGAAAGUUUACGACAAAGCACUUCAAGAGGUUAAAAACAAAGAAACUGAAACUGAAGGUCCACUUUCAAGUGAGCAGAAAAACAAUAUUUUCUAGACCGCUUGCAAAGACACUCUGGAAUGCAAGUCAUUGCAGCCUCGUGGGUACGGAUACGUGGCCAAAACUUCAACUGGUUCUGAAAGGUUCCGUAUCCAGAUUGAAGAGCAAGCUCGUGCUACAGCAGCCACCCAGGAGCGAAACUCUCAGCUCAGCCAGCAGGUCAACGACUUAGAAGAUCAACUACAAGCUGAACGUGCUAACACACAAGAGAGGAUUAACUUGGAGCGUGCUGAGAGAGAACAACUUGAGGAGAGGUUAAAAGAAGAGCGUGCUGAAAGGGAAAGAUUGUUGCAAGAGGAGCGAACAUCAAGACUGGAAUUUGAAAAA